AAAUAAUCUACUCUAAUCUUCAAUCACAAAAAAUCGAAGAUUCUUAAUUUCAGUACUUUAAAAUUUUCAACAUUUUAAAAGAGACUAACUGACAGGCUACAAAUAAAAAAUUCAAUAGUAUUUAAAUAAUACUUAUAAUUGAAUAGAAAAAAAGCUUUACUUGUUUCGAAAAUGAAGUAUUUCUAUUUACUUUUUAUGUGCCUUCUCAAAAAUUCGGUUUGUCUUGACUAUGACGGAUGGUUGAAUAUUAAACUGGAGCACAACAUCAACUGUAAAAAUGAAAAUUUUUGCUCCCGUGGGAAUAUAUCUUUAAAAAGUAUAAAGGCUGGAUCCGCUGUUAUAGAUCAAAUAUCUUUUACUAAAUCUCACAUAGAUGAACUUAAGGAACAUGCUGAUAUAGAUGGGUUGUAUUCAAUACGAAGCUUGGUUACAUCUGCAGAUAGUAAAGAAACAGAGUUUUUAUCAUCAGUAAAAGCAAAACUAUUUUUAGAGAACAGACUAUCAGAUGUCAUUAGUGCAUGGAUAUUGCCUAAUGGAGAUGUAAUUGCACUAACUUUCCAAGUUAACAGUUAUUCUUCCCAUAACCAUAGUUUGCAAUAUGACCAAGCAGAGUAUCCACUUCAUUCAAAUUUCUAUAUUCGGCAUGUGGAUCAGGCUCCUGUUCCGGACACAGCUUCCUAUAUACAGAAAUUGGAACGGGAACGAGAAGCAAGAGAAAAGGGUGAUUUAAAGGACAAUCGAUCAUUCUUAGCCAAAUAUUGGAUGUACAUAGUGCCCAUAGCUAUCUUUGUAAUGAUAUCUGGCAUUACAAAUCCUGAACCUGCCCCUCAAGCUUCGAGAUAACUAGGUUAAUUUUAGUAUUUUUAACUUAACUGAAGUCAUAUACCUAGUAAAGCUCUUAUUUAAUCAUUAAAACUAUAUUUCUUAGUUUAUGGGUAAAUAUUUAAUGUGUUCUAAAACAAAAUAAAAAGUUUGAAUAACAA
Molecule: messenger RNA, 983 nt
Organism: Pararge aegeria (speckled wood butterfly)
Lineage: Eukaryota; Metazoa; Arthropoda; Insecta; Lepidoptera; Nymphalidae
Gene: EMC10
Product: ER membrane protein complex subunit 10
Exons: 5
Coding region: 172-843 (223 amino acids)
Cellular component (GO): EMC complex
Source: RefSeq, a predicted model, not a curated record